Messenger RNA from Tripterygium wilfordii, 1408 nucleotides. Its product is annotated as glucan endo-1,3-beta-glucosidase-like. Gene Ontology annotation, cellular component: plasma membrane. Gene Ontology annotation, biological process: carbohydrate metabolic process. The coding region runs from base 4 to 1359 and encodes 451 amino acids. Lineage: Eukaryota; Viridiplantae; Streptophyta; Magnoliopsida; Celastrales; Celastraceae. The transcript has 4 exons. Gene Ontology annotation, molecular function: hydrolase activity, hydrolyzing O-glycosyl compounds. The record is from RefSeq and is a predicted model, not a curated record.
ACCAUGACCACCACCGCGGCUUAUCUCCUCCUCUUAACCACAGCUCUCAGCCUCUCCACCACCGCGUAUUCCAUCGGAGUCAACUAUGGAACCCUAGCAAACAACUUGCCAUCACCCACCCAAGUUGUCAACUUCCUUAAGACCCGAACCACCAUCGAUAGCGUCAAGAUCUUCGAUACAAAUCCAGAAAUUCUACGAGCUUUUGCUAAUUCUGGGAUUAGCGUUAGUGUCACCGUUGGCAAUGGCGAUAUUCCUUCACUUACACAGCUCCCUGCGGCGAGGCAAUGGGUGACAAACAAUAUUGCUCCUUAUCAUCCACAAACAAGGAUCAAGUACAUUUUAGUUGGAAAUGAGAUCUUACACUCCAAUGAUAAUGUUUUGAUGUCCAAUCUUGUGCCUGCCAUGAAAACCCUUAAUUUUGCUCUUGUCCUUGCUGGAUUGAAGGGUAUCAAGGUCACAACAGCUCACUCACUCGGCAUACUCUCAACCGCCGAGCCACCAAGUUUGGGCCGGUUCAGGCCGAACUACGAUCGGGCCAUAAUAAGGCCCAUGCUCCAAUUCUUACGUGAAACCAAGUCUCCAUUCAUGGUCAAUCCAUACCCCUACUUCGGGUACUACGCAGAGAGGGCCAACUUCCAACUCUUCAAGCGCAAUCCAGGUGUCAGAGACAGAUACACACGUGUUACAUACACCAACUCCUUUGACGCACUCAUGGACGCCACGUAUACGGCUAUGAAAUCUGUGGGGUAUGCUGACGUGGACAUUGUAGUCGGUGAGACUGGUUGGCCCUCUUUGUGUGAUCCGGGUCAACCGGCUUGCAGCGUGGAGAAUGCGGCGUCGUAUAACUUGAAUUUGGUUAAGCAUGUCAACUCGGGCAGAGGGACACCAUUGAUGCCGAACCGGCGGUUCGAGACUUACAUUUUUGCUUUGUUUAAUGAGAAUCUUAAACCCGGUCCGACCGCCGAGAGGAAUUGGGGACUGUUCAGGCCGGAUUUCACCCGUGUUUAUAAAGCCGGCAUUAUGCGUGCACGGAGGGGUGGCGGAAAAGGUAGAGGAGGAAGGCCACGACCACCGGCAGCAACACCAGGAGGCAAGAAGUGGUGUGUGCCAAAACCAAAUAUUAGUGAUCAGGCAUUGCAAGCAAACAUAGAUUAUGUAUGUAGCUUGGGUAGCGUGGAUUGCAAGCCAAUUCAAGCCGGAGGAGCCUGCUUUGAUCCAAACAAUAUUAGGUCUCAUGCGUCUUUCGCCAUGAAUUCUUACUUCCAAAAAACAGGUGGAGGCGAUUCCAGCUGUGAUUUUUCACAUACCGGUGUCGUCACCACUGCUGACCCAAGCUAUGGCUCGUGUAGAUAUAUGUAACCAGAGAGAUCACAAAAUGGAAGAUCAUCAUGACCAUGUAACUUAGGAG